Molecule: messenger RNA, 1863 nt
Organism: Stylonychia lemnae
Lineage: Eukaryota; Ciliophora; Spirotrichea; Sporadotrichida; Oxytrichidae
Source: the annotation of a GenBank genome assembly
AUGAUAUUUCUAGGCAUUCUGUGGAUACUUACCUUCCCUUACAUCUCUAGGAAUGUAUUCACUUCCGAGAACGCCUUGAAUGGUGAAUUCUUAGAGACAAGUUUUGGCAAAGAUGCCUACGGCUACUCGGCUUAUAAGACAAUUCAGGAGUAAUUGAAGUCUAUAGAUCCGAGACAGGGCUACCGAGACUUCAUUCUACAGAGGUUAGCUUCUAAAACAGAGGUGUAUAUAUAGUAGCUCAAGAAUAAGAAGACUUGGUCAGUAGAUGAUGUAAGUUAACUCAGCCAGGGAAAUAAUGUUUAUGCGUAUCUCAGAUCUCCAUAGGGAUAUGGGAAUGAAUGCAAUUUGCUUGCCAUGCCUAUCAACCACAAGCCAUCAGUUGCCAUUGGACUAGCAUUCAUGGAGGUGUUUUUGAAGAACCAGCCUAAGUGGCAGUCAAAAGAUAUACUGGUAUUGUUUUACGAGGAGAACAACUAUGCUUUGAGCGUCAAGGAAUUCCUAGACAGCUAUUUCUACCAGGAGAGCAGUAAGGACUUCUUUUCUAAGAGAAUUGAAGGCAGAUGCGGCUACAUUAGACAGGCAUACACUUUUGUAUUCCAAGAAUACGAAUUCAAUAAGCUAUCUGUGUUUGCGGAUGGAAAGAAUUCUGAGCUGCCUGACAUUGAUUUCUAUGAUACCAGCAUGAAAGUCAUUGGCAAGAAUAAUUUUGCUUAUGAUUUCAGUUUGCCUUACUAUUUCAGGAAAAACCCCUAUAUUGAGAGAGCAAGUUCAUGGGCUUUUAAGAAUAUGAGAGAUUGGUACUUUGAAGCAUUAAAACAGAUUCUACCAUUAUUCAAUUUCCAAGUCAAUACCAAAGGAAGUUUUUUGCAGAUGAUUGAGAGUAUUAAGAAUCAAUACAUAGGCAGACCUCAUAUGCCUCAUACCCACUUCAUAAGUCAUGGCAUUCAUUCAAUGACUAUCAAGGGUACUUAUGAUCCCAAGUAAAAGCAAGCGUUUUCAAAUGAUAGAGAAAGAGUACCCAGCACUCUCGGAUUAUUUGAACACCUAUUCAGAGUUAUUGACUAGCUAGACGAGUAAUUGCACGCAGGUUUUUACUUCUACAUUUUCACCUCAAAGACCACAUUUAUCUCUAAUAACAAUUUCGUCUACCCUAUUGUGCUUAUCCUAGUUGGAUACUUCGUACCUAUUCUGAUUGACAGACUUGAGAAGUAAGAACAUGAUGAAGAGUAUGCAAAGGAUGCUCAGUCGAUGAGAGUCGCCUUGAUCUUCACUCUUCUAACUUAUGCGAUAGGCUACUUUAUUUUGCUACUUCCUGGUUUCUACAUGGAGUUCAAAGGUAUUAACGACCAAGUUAGUGAUCUCUGCUUGGGACCAGAGUCAAUCAAGAGAAAUCUAACUGACUUUAUGCUACUUAGCAUUGCUGGUAUAGUCAUUACUUUCUUGGUAGUCUUUAAGACUCUCUAGCCAAAGAACAUGAAAUACCUUUGGUUUAAUGUAAAGUAUUCUUACUGGCUGUUAAAUCCAGUAUUUUCCGGUUCACUUGUUGUCUAUCAGUUCUCAUAAUCACUACUGCACUGUGUAUUUAUCUUUGCUAUUGUCAGCUAGGCCACUUACAUAGGUUAAGGCAUGAUUAAAUUUCUUAUAUCAGUUGCUAUGAUGGGAGUAAUGAUUGCUUUUGUGGGAUUAACUUUAUUUGGAACUCUGAUUAUUCACAAUGAUGGGAAGACGCCACUAUAGAUUUUAUAAGGUUUAGUUUAAGAAACAAUAUUGGAUUAUCAAUGCGUUGGAAGUAAUGUUUGGAGUUACAUUUGUCUAUUCUACCUGACUAGUUUUAUUAUGAUGGCAAAGAUAAUCACUAAUUGA